AUGCAGACUGUGUAUACAAACAUUUGUGAAAGAAUGGGUCGCUCUCAGGGGCCCAGUGAAUUCAAGCGUGGUACCGUCAUAGGUUGCCACCUGUGCAAUAAGUCCAUCCGUGAAAUUUCCUUGCUGAUAAAUAUUCCACGGUCAACUGUUAGUGGUAUUAUAGCAAAGUGGAAGCAACUGGGAACAACAGCAAGUCAGCCACAAAGUGAGCGGGGUCAGCCCAUGCUGAAGCGCACACAGCGCACAGAAGUCACCACCUGUUUGCAGAAUCCAUAGCUAAAGACCUCCAAACUUCAUGUGGCCUUCAGAUUAGCACAACAACAGUGCGUAGAGAGCUUAAUAGAAUGGGUAUCC
Messenger RNA from Staurois parvus, 354 nucleotides. Lineage: Eukaryota; Metazoa; Chordata; Amphibia; Anura; Ranidae. The record is from the annotation of a GenBank genome assembly.